AUGCAAGAAAUACUUCAAAGAGGAUCCCUCAUUACCAAGGAUGGUGAGACAACUGCUGAUGAAGCCUUUAAAGACGUCAAGGCAAUCGGACUUUACUUCAGUAUGCACUCUUGCCCACCUUGUAGACAGUUCACUCCCUUGUUCGCAGACAUCUACAAUGACGUCAAUUCUGGUUCAAAGCAGAUUGAAGUUGUUUUUGUAAGUGGUGACAAAUCCUAGGAAGAUUUCAAGGAGUACUAUGAGGAGAUGCCAUGGAUAACACUUCCAUUCAAAGACGAGAGAGUUCUAGAACUAGUCAAAAAAUAUGAGGUCAAAGGAGUCCCAAGAUUGGUUAUGCUAAAGCCUGAUGGCACUGUUCUAAGCUAGAACGCAGUGUAGAGAAUAAUUAAAGAAGGUCCUGAAGCGAUUGAGGAAUUUACCGCCGGAAAAGUGGAAUAAUAAUAAAAUUAAAUGGGAGGAACUAAUUAAAAAUAAAAUUAAGCAAUGGAGUCUCUAAAGUCGCAAGUCCAGGAAGUCAUUUCAGGAAAUCCAGUCGUAGUCUUCUCUAAGACCUUCUGCCCAUACUGCACUGAGGCAAAGAACAUCCUUAACAAGGCAAAUGUGAGCUAUACUCUCAGAGAGCUCGACACUGAGGAUGAUGGAUCUCAAACUCAAGAAGCUCUUAAAUCAUUAACUGGCCAGAAUACAGUACCAAAUAUCUUCAUCGCAGGAAACCACAUUGGAGGCUGCAGUGACCUCAAAGCUAAAAUCAAGACUGGGGAAGUCAAAACCCUUCUCAACACUAAUGAAAUUCCAAACGGUUUCUGA
Messenger RNA from Stylonychia lemnae, 807 nucleotides. The record is from the annotation of a GenBank genome assembly. Lineage: Eukaryota; Ciliophora; Spirotrichea; Sporadotrichida; Oxytrichidae.